Messenger RNA from Physeter macrocephalus (sperm whale), 4092 nucleotides. RefSeq names its product general transcription factor II-I repeat domain-containing protein 2. NCBI's taxonomy places the organism in Eukaryota, Metazoa, Chordata, Mammalia, Artiodactyla, Physeteridae. The transcript is spliced from 16 exons. Bases 1042 to 3888 code for a protein of 948 amino acids. Gene Ontology annotation, cellular component: nucleus. The record is from RefSeq and is a predicted model, not a curated record.
AAAAAAAAAGUAGAGGAAUUUUUUUUAAAAAAUAAAAAUGUCAAAAAAAGCAGGUACCACAUCAACUAACUGCUGGAUGGUUAUCUUUACCUUGAAAUAACAUCUUUUUUAGCAGCUUCUGCUAGGAAGCAUAUCUUUGUGAGCCACUUACAGAAAAAAAUGUCAGCGAAUCGUGACACUUGUCUUUUUGCAAAAGAAAAUGUGUAUUACAACAUAACUUCAAGACAGUAAAGAAUGAGAACGCUGCCUUCAAUUGCGUCUGAAUAUUCCUUUAAAACGAGAAACAAGGCAGCUAUGUUAAAUCGGAGCAAUGGGUAAACAGUUUCUAUUAUCUUAUUCUCCUUUUGGCAUAUAUAAAAUAUGUAACUGUAACUUUUCUUAAACACUAUAGUAAUACUCGACUACUUGCUGGAGUGCCAUCACCAUCUGAUGGACAGCUCAUGAUUGGUUGGUUAUGUCACUGACCCCCAUCAAAAGGUGAGGAUACGUUGUUACAGUAUUAUAACAGACAGCUCGUUGGCUUUAAGGCAGAUUCACCGGUCACUGGAGUUGUGACCUCACCGCUUUAAAGGUACAAACUGCAAUCAUGCGAAACUAUCAAAUUAAAUAACAGCAAGAAAGUAGUCCACGUUCGGGGGCGGUGUCAGGGGUGAGACCAGACACGUGCAGCCACUCAUCUAAGGCUGAAGAUGGACGAGCACGUCUGGCCUUGAACAGAGCGGGACUAAGGGACUUCCAACAAGCUCACUGUGAAGCUGAACUAUUCCACGGCACCGGAAACGGCAACUCCCACUUGGGGCGCUGCGGACACACGAGUCUAGGCUGCUUUCCAGGAAGCCAAAAAAAAAAAAAAAAAAAGGAAAAGAAAGAGAAAAAGAAGGGAUAGUGGAGAGCAGGGCUUCGGCCGCCGCCCACACGCCGCGCCCUCGCCUCUUCGCGGUCGCGGCCGCCGCCCUCGGCCCCCGGGCCACUCCCAGGUGGCUCAGCCCUCGGACCCCGCGGCCGGCCGGGCGCUGCCCGCCGGCGGGGACCUCAGGGAUCAUGGCCCAAGUAGCAAUGUCUACCCUGCCCAUCACAAAUGAGGAGUCCUCGGAGAGCAGGAUGGUGGUGACGUUCCUCGUGUCUGCCCUUGAGUCCAUGUGUAAAGAACUGGCCAAGUCCAAGGCGGAAGUGGCCUGCAUUGCAAUGUAUGAAACAGACGUGUUUGUCGUUGGAACAGAGAAAGGACGUGCUUUUAUCAAUGCCAGAACGGAUUUGCAGAAGGAUUUUGCAAAAUACUGCAUUGCCGAAGGGCUGCAGGAGGUGAAACCCCCAGGCCCUGCCAACGGGAUGCAGAUUGAUUCAGGAGAAACGGAAAUACUCAGAAAAGCUGUCGAGGACUAUUUCUGCUUUUGUUACGGCAAAGCCUUGGGGACGACAGCGAUGGUGCCUGUUCCUUACGAGAAGAUGCUGAGGGACCAGGCAGCCGUAGUGGUGCAGGGGCUCCCAGAAGGGGUCCCCUUUCAACACCCUGAGAACUAUGGCCUUGCAACCCUGAAGUGGAUUUUGGAGAACAAAGCGGGGAUUUCAUUCCUUAUCAACAGACCCUUCCUGGGUCCCGUGACUCAGCUAGGUGGGCCUGGGGUGGUAACAGAUGCUGAGAGAUCAGUGACAUCACCAAGUGAAAGCUGUGCCCCCAUCAAUGUGAAGACUGAACCCAUGGAAGAUUCUGGCAUUUCAACGAAAGCAACAGUUAUGUCAGUCAAGAAAGAAUCAGAAGAUCCUAAUUACUAUGAAUAUAGUAUGCAAGAGAGCCAUCAUUCUUCUGCCAGCACUGAAGUAAUAGAAAUGGAAUUACCAGUGGAAGAUUCUACUCAGCUUGUCCCUUCAGAAAUGAGUGAGGACCCUGAAGCUGAGGUGAAAAUUGAAGGUAACACCAAUUCAUCCAGUAUUACAAAUUCUGCAGCAGGUGUUGAAGAUCUUAACAUCGUUCAGGUGACGAUUCCAGAUAAUGAGAAGGAAAGAUUAUCAAGCAUUGAAAAAAUAAAACAACUAAGAGAACAAGUCAAUGACCUCUUUAGCCGAAAAUUUGGUGAAGCAAUUGGAGUGGAUUUCCCUGUGAAAGUUCCCUACAGGAAGAUCACCUUCAACCCUGGCUGUGUGGUCAUCGACGGCAUGCCCCCGGGGGUGGUAUUCAAAGCCCCUGGCUACCUGGAAAUCAGCUCCAUGAGAAGGAUCUUGGAUGCCGCAGAAUUUAUCAAAUUCACAGUCAUCAGACCACUUCCUGGCCUUGAACUCAGCAAUGUGGGAAAAAGAAAGAUAGACCAAGAGGGCCGUGUAUUUCAAGAAAAGUGGGAGAGAGCGUAUUUCUUCGUGGAGGUGCAGAAUAUCCCUACGUGUUUAAUAUGCAAACAGAGCAUGUCCGUGUCCAAAGAAUACAACCUGAGACGCCAUUAUCAAACCAACCACAGCAGGCACUAUGACCAGUACACAGAGAAGAUGCGCGACGAGAAGCUCCAGGAGCUGAAGAAAGGGCUCAGAAAGUAUCUCUUAGGGUCAUCAGACACCGUGUGUCCCGAGCAAAAACGAGUGUUUGCAAAUGUGAGUCCAAGGGAAAACCCUGCCGUCCAGCCCAUAGAAGACGUGGCUGGGAACUUAUGGGAGAAAUUACGUGAAAAACUCAGAUCGUUUGUGGCCUAUUCUAUUGCCAUCGACGAGAUCACAGAUAUAAAUAACACCACCCAGUUGGCCAUAUUCAUCCGGGGCGUUGAUGAGAAUUUUGAUGUAUCGGAAGAACUUUUGGAUACGGUGCCCAUGACGGGGACAAAAUCUGGAAAUGAGAUCUUUUUGCGUGUUGAGAAAAGUCUUAAAAAGUUUAAUAUCGACUGGUCGAAAUUAGUAAGUGUGGCCUCAACUGGCACUCCUGCGAUGGUAGAUGCCAACAACGGGCUGGUCACAAAACUCAAGUCCAAGGUGGCGAUGGCUUGCAAGGGCUCAGAUCUGAAGUCCGUUUGUUGCAUUAUUCACCCGGAAUCGCUCUGUGCUCAAAAGUUAAAGAUGGACCACAUCAUGAGCGUGGUAGUUAAUGCCGUGAACUGGAUCUGCUCCCGCGGACUGAACCACAGCGAGUUCACGACUUUGCUCUAUGAGCUGGACAGCCAAUACGGCAGCCUUCUGUACUACACGGAGAUUAAGUGGCUCAGCCGCGGGCUGGUGCUGAAGAGGUUCUUUGAAUCGUUGGAAGAAAUUGACUCCUUCAUGUCUUCCAGAGGCAAGCCCCUGCCUCAGCUGAGCUCUCAAGAUUGGAUCAAAGACUUGGCCUUCUUGGUGGACAUGACUAUGCAUCUGAACACGUUGAACAUCUCUCUCCAAGGGCAUUCCCAAAUCGUGACACAGAUGUACGACUUGAUUCGGGCGUUCUUGGCUAAACUGUGCCUCUGGGAGACUCACUUGGCCAGGAAUAACCUGGCCCACUUUCCCACCCUGAAAUCGGUUUCCAGAAACGAAAGCGAUGGGCUGAGCUACAUUCCCAAAAUCGUGGAGCUGAAGACGGAAUUCCAGAAAAGGCUGUCCGAUUUCAAACUCUACGAAAGCGAACUGACCCUGUUCAGCUCCCCUUUCUCCGUGAAGAUCGAGAGCGUGCAGGAAGCGCUCCAGAUGGAGGUGAUUGAUCUGCAGUGCAACACGGUCCUGAAAACCAAAUACGACAAGGUUGGAAUACCAGAAUUCUAUAAAUACCUCUGGAGCAGCUAUCCCAAGUACAAAACCCACUGUGCCAAGAUCCUCUCCAUGUUCGGGAGUACCUACAUUUGUGAACAGCUCUUUUCCAUUAUGAAACUGAGUAAAACUGAGUACUGCUCCCAGUUGAAGGACUCCCAGUGGGAUUCUGUACUCCACAUCGCGACGUGAUGGAACACACUCCUGCAGGAUCCCGUGGGCUGGAAGCCUAGAAUCCUCUAGGCCCGAGGGGUUGCAAGAUGAGAAAAUGAGUUAUUAAAUAUAUCUGGUUUUCCGUUUUUUCCCACUUUGACUCGGAAAUAUCAUUUGCAGUUAUCAUACCCGUUUGUAUGACAUUUUAUGUUUCCCCAUAGCCCAGUAAAAAUCAAGAAAGUU